Messenger RNA from Arachis stenosperma, 537 nucleotides. Its product is annotated as protein FLOWERING LOCUS T-like. Bases 1 to 537 code for a protein of 178 amino acids. The transcript is spliced from 4 exons. NCBI's taxonomy places the organism in Eukaryota, Viridiplantae, Streptophyta, Magnoliopsida, Fabales, Fabaceae. The record is from RefSeq and is a predicted model, not a curated record.
AUGCCUAGUGGUGGUAGCAGGAACUCUCUUGUUGUUGGAAGAGUGAUUGGGGAUGUGUUGGACCCUUUUCAAAGCACAAUCCCUAUGAGAGUAUCGUACGGUAAUAGAGAUGUAACCAAUGGCUGCGAGCUUAAGCCUUCUCAUGUAGUCAACCAGCCUAGAGUUACUAUUGGUGGAGAUGACCUCAGGAAUUUCUACACCCUGGUUAUGGUUGAUCCAGAUGCACCUAGUCCAAGUAAUCCUAAUUGCAGAGAGUACCUCCAUUGGUUGGUGACUGAUAUUCCAGCAACAACAGGAGUUAAUUUUGGUAAUGUGAUAGUGAACUAUGAAAAGCCACUACCAACCAUGGGGAUUCAUCGUUUUGUGUUUGUGUUGUUUCGACAACCGGGAAGACAAACAGUAUAUGCUCCUGGAUGGAGACAAAACUUCAACACAAGAGAGUUUGCUGAGCUUUAUAAUCUUAACUCGCCUGCUGCUGCUCUCUUCUUUAACUGUCAAAGGGAGUCUGGAUCCGGUGGAAGAACAAUGAUGAAUUAA